Messenger RNA from Helobdella robusta, 2542 nucleotides. RefSeq lists its product as hypothetical. Gene Ontology annotation, molecular function: FAD binding; acyl-CoA oxidase activity; fatty acid binding. Lineage: Eukaryota; Metazoa; Annelida; Clitellata; Rhynchobdellida; Glossiphoniidae. Gene Ontology annotation, cellular component: peroxisome. The record is from RefSeq and is a predicted model, not a curated record. The transcript has 15 exons. The coding region runs from base 18 to 2084 and encodes 688 amino acids. Gene Ontology annotation, biological process: lipid homeostasis; fatty acid beta-oxidation using acyl-CoA oxidase.
GCUUAUGCUAACAAAGUAUGAGGACAUCUGCUAUUGACAUUGAGAAAAAGAUGAAUCCAUUGUUGGAAUCUGAAAGAAAGAAGAAUUCGUUUGAUGUAGAGGAGAUGACAAAUGUUCUGGAUGGAGGGAAAAUUGCCACUGAGAGAAGGAGGUUCAUAGAAAAGUUAGCCUUCACUGACGUUGAGCUCUGGGGGCCAGACGUUCGUCACAUGACCAGGGAGGAGUUAUUUUUAGAAAUGACGAGGAGGCACGUAGAAGCCAUAAAGAAAUGUAAGAAGUACAAUCUAACUGAUGCUGUGGAUGUUACUAAUUUUCAAAGGUCAGUACUAAACACCUAUGUGACUGGUUUGUCACUGCACCAAUUGGUUUUCGUUCCAAUGUUGAAGUUGCAAUCAAGCGAGGAACAGCUUCGUGAUUGGUUACCACUCGUUGACAGCUUCAAGAUGAUUGGUUGCUACGCUCAGACGGAACUUGGUCAUGGCACAUACAUACGAGGCAUAGAGACGAGUGCCACGUACGACCCGCAAACAGAGGAAUUCAUACUCAACUCUCCGUCAAUAUCUUCCAUUAAGUGGUGGAUCGGUGGAUUGGGCAAAACGGCCAAUUAUGCCUUAAUCCUGGCACAGUUGUACACGGACGAUGUGAACCGCGGUGUGCACGCAUUCCUCGUACAGAUCAGAGAUCACAAUCAUAUGCCUAUGCAAGGAAUUACACUAGGUGAUAUAGGACCAAAGUUAGGCUUGAACAGUGUCGAUAAUGGCUUCCUGAAGUUGAGUCACGUUCGCAUUCCAAGAAACAACAUGCUCAUGAGGUAUUCCAAGGUUCUGAAGGAUGGAACCUUCGUGGCUCCCUCAAACACACGUCUGCUGUACGGAGGAAUGUUGCAGGCUCGCAUCGAUCUAUCCGAUGACGCCAUCUACGUCAUCUGCCUCUCAAUCACAGUGGUCAUCAGGUACAGCUGCGUGAGACUGCAGUGCUCCAUGCAGAAUGACCAAGCCGAAUGUCAGAUAGUAAGUUAUCAGACCCAGCAGAACAAACUGUUUCCAAUCUUAUCAUCUGCUUAUGCGUACCGCCUCGCCUUUCCCGCCAUAAACCAGUGGCUCACUUCUGCUACCAAUAUGGUGGAUCAGGGUGAUGUUUCUGAUCUUGGAGAGGCACACGCUCUGUCGUCUGCCAUGAAGGUUCUUCUAACUACCAAAUCGGCUAACUUUGUGGAGACGUGCAGACUGUCGUGUGGUGGGCACGGCUACCUGGACGGCUCGAGUCUUCCUGUCUUCUACAGAAACAUCGUCGCCACUGUAACUGCUGAGGGGGAGGUGUCGGUUCUCUUGCUGCAGACUGCCAGGUUUCUUGUUAAAACCUUCGUGAAACUCCAACAAAGUUCAAACAUGCAACUGUCACCAUUCACGUCUUACUUACUAAAUCAGUCACGUGCUCGGAACGAGCCGAAAAAGUUAUCAUCGUUUAAUUUAGAGUCUUUGGUGGAUGCUUAUCAGUAUAGAUCAUACAGAUUAUUGUCAGCUGUUUGUGAACGUAUGAACACGUUGAACGCGAAAGAACGCGCAAACAAGUUCUAUGUUUGGAACGCCUGUUCAGUCGAUCUUGUUCACUCAUCUCUUGCCCACAUAGAGUGUGUCAUAGCUACAGUGUUAGUUCAACAACUAAGCGGCAACAGCAACAACAAUGUAAUGACGUCAUCCUCACCAUCACCAUCAUGUUUGUCAUGUUCAUCCGAUGUUCGUCGCGUUCUAACCAAUCUCUGUCGUUUGUACCUGUUGAACGGUUUGUUCGAAUCAUCAGCUGAUCUUUUGCAGUUCAGCUACCUGGACCCCGAUCAGGUGACGAGCAUGAAGUUGGAGAUGUACAAUUUGUACGACGUCAUUCGUCCCGAUGUCGUAUCGCUCGUUGAUGCCAUGGAUUUUGAUGAUAGGCAUUUGAAGAGCGUUCUCGGUACUUACUGCGGUCACGUUUACGAGGAACUUUAUCAAUGGGCUCAGAAAUCUAAACUCAACGAAACUCAAGUACAUCCAUCGUUUCACAAGUACGUGAAACCAACUAGAGAGCUGUUUGUUUCCAAAAUGUGAUGAUGACGACGACGAUGAUGAUAUUAAUAAUAACAAAAAUAAUAAUAAUAAUAUUGGUGAUGACGAUUGCGUAUAACGAUGAUGUAGAUUUGUUAAUGAUGGUGAUGAUAAUGUUCCCAAAAAAAGUUGUUUUUUGAUGAUGAUGAAAAGGAUGAUUGUGAUUAGAAAAAGAAUUAUAGUAAAGAUAGUGUUUAAAUAAUGGCUUACUGUGUAUUGAAUUAUUAUAUUGAAUUUUCUGUUAAGUAAUCAAAUAAUUAUCCAUUCAUUCAUUCAUUCAUUCAUUCAAUUAUUUAUUUGUUUGUAUAUUUAUUUAUUUAUUUAUUUUCCGGCUUAUGAUUUUUCAAUAAAAAUAUUUGGCAGACUUCACAGACCAAGAUUUUAUUUGUGAAUUUAUAAAUAAUGUGCUAGUAGUUAGUAAAAUAAGUAAUUGAAAAAAUAAAAUAAGUUGUAUUAGAAUU